Molecule: messenger RNA, 2573 nt
Organism: Episyrphus balteatus (marmalade hoverfly)
Lineage: Eukaryota; Metazoa; Arthropoda; Insecta; Diptera; Syrphidae
Product: neprilysin-4-like
Exons: 2
Coding region: 194-2488 (764 amino acids)
Biological process (GO): protein processing
Cellular component (GO): plasma membrane
Molecular function (GO): metalloendopeptidase activity
Source: RefSeq, a predicted model, not a curated record
CAGUUUCAAUCUGACCUUAUUCGCCAUCAGUAUCAUUUUAAAACUAGAAAUAACAUCGAAACGGGGAUUUUUUUGUUUUGAUUAAAAAUAUACUGUACAUUUUUCAAGAUAAUUACCAAAAACAAAUUCGAAAUCGCCAAAAAUUUGCCAAACAGAAAAUCAGUAGUUUAAGAUCGCAAAAAAAAAAAAUAUCAUGAAAGUGAAUCUUGUCGGUUCAAUAUUCGUAUUGAUAGUGUUUAUUUGCUUACACCACAGUGACGUUUUGUGUUUACCUAACCCUAGGGUCACUAACACCAAAGAUAAUGUACAAAACACUGUUGAUUCCCCGCUAAAAGUUUCUUGGAAGAAUAAUUCUAGCGUUGGUGGUGUUGGUGGCGGAAGUUUUGGUUCAGCAGUUAAACAUGAAUCUCAACCUUAUUCUUCACUAUGGAAAGUCGUUGGCUCCGAGGAGAGUAUAAGAGCUAUUCAGGCCAAAAUGAUGCGUAGUUAUAUGAAUUUAUCUGUGGAUCCUUGUGAUGAUUUUUAUGAAUAUGUGUGUGGGAAUUGGGAAAAUGUUCAUCCCAUUCCAAAGGAUAAAUCGGAAUAUUCGGUAUUCACUUUGUUGAAUAACAAUAUUCAAAAUGAACUGCGAGAAGUCCUUUCACAGCCUUUGUCAGCAGUUCAUCAUGCUAAACAGGAACUUGGAGCCGAAGACAAAGCGAAAGUUUAUUUCACAACUUGUAUCGACGAAGAAACCAUCAAUAGAAGAGGAGUUGAUCCUUUGUUGUAUUUCAUCGAUGAACUUGGAGGAUGGCCUGUACUUGAUGAGAAUUGGUCGGAAGAAGGAUUUGAUUGGUUGCAACUUUCUAUAAAAACUUCGUUGUUGGGAUAUCCAGCAAUAUUAUUUUCUGAUGUCGAAAUGGAUUUGAAGAAUUCUACACGCUAUGCUAUUUAUUUGGAAGAAGGACGAUUAGGACUAAGCAAUAGAGAUGAUUAUUUGAGUACGGAUAAUGCUGAGCAUUUGGAUGCUUAUAGAAAUCUAAUUGUGACUGUUUUGAGACUCUUGGAUGUGGAUCCCGAAAAAGCCGAAGAAACCUCUAAAGAAAUUGUUGAUUUUGAAAUCCAAUUGGCAAAUAUAACAACUGAUUUCCACCUACGCAUUAGUCUCGGUGAAAUCUACUCACCAACAACGAUCGGGGAACUCUAUACAAAGUACGAAAAUAUAGACUGGUUAACUUUUUUCUCAAGCGUUCUUGAAACCCCUCUGCAACUCAACCAAACAGUUGUUAUAAUAUCGGUCAAUUACUAUGGCAAUUUAACUCGUGUUUUGAAAGAAGUCGAAACGAAAACCCUUGCCAACUACAUUGUGUGGCGAGCUAUACAUCCGUUCCUCGAUGGUUUAGAUGAGAAUUUUAGAGCUGCCUUACAGACUUUUAAGGAAGCUUUAACUGGUCAAAAGGAACCUUUGGCUCGAUGGAAAGAGUGUAUUAAAGAAGUUAAUACGCAAAUGGGAAUGGCAACUGGGGCUAUGUUCGUUCAAAGAUAUUUCGACGAAGACAGUAAAAAUGAAACUAUUGGCCUUUUGAGCGAUGUAAAGGAGGCCUUUAGAGAUACCCUUUUAGACUUGGAAUGGAUUGAUGAGACGACCAAAGAACUUGCUCGAAAUAAAGUCAAUGAAACAAAACUUGCUGUAGGUUAUCCAGAUUUCAUCUUGAAUCCAACGGAACUCAACAAGCUUUAUAGUGAUUUAAAAGUAGUUCCGGGAAAACGUUUUGAAAAUACCCUAAAUUUGGUCAAAUAUUCUUCACGAGUACGUCGGAAGCGUUUUUGGGAAAGUGUCGAUAAACAAAUAUGGCCUUCGGCGCCAGCAGUAGUGAAUGCGUUCUUCGAGCAGACGAAUAAUCGAAUUGUCAUUCCAGUUGGAAUUUUACAGCCUCCGGUGUUUCAUAAGCAUUUUCCAAGAGCCCUUAAUUAUGGUUCAAUGGGAGUCUUCGUAGGGCACGAACUGACACACGGAUUUGAUGACGUUGGCAGAGAGUUUGAUUCUGCGGGCAACAUGGUUCAAUGGUGGAGUGAGGAUGCUGUCAAAGGAUUUGAAGAAAGAGAAAACUGUUUCAUUGAUCAAUAUGGAAACUUUUCAGUGCAUGGAAAGUAUUUGCAUGGAAGUUUGUCAAAAGGUGAGAAUAUUGCCGAUAAUGGAGGUGUACGUCAAGCAUUCCGAGUCUAUCGAAAAUGGCAGAAUGUAAAUAAGAAAUCAAAAAGGGACUCAACAGAAGCUAUGCCGGGCUUGAAUUUAACUAAUGAUCAACUAUUUUUUGUUGGAUUUGGUCAAUCAUGGUGCAAUGCAAUAAGGCCUGAAGCAUUGGAAAAUCGUUUACAAACAAAUUAUCACUGUCCAGGGAAGUUUAGAGUGAUUGGAGCUUUAGCGAACUUUGAAGACUUUUCGGAAGUUUUUCAAUGUCCUGCGGGAAGUAAGAUGAAUCCACAUAAGAAAUGUCGGUUGUGGUGAAAAAUACAAUUUAAUGUAGUAGAAUGGGUGGUAUAAUAUUGUUUAUUCAUUUAAUAAAUUAAAAUUUAACCAUAAGAAGGAAUAA